Molecule: messenger RNA, 2186 nt
Organism: Aphidius gifuensis
Lineage: Eukaryota; Metazoa; Arthropoda; Insecta; Hymenoptera; Braconidae
Product: integumentary mucin C.1-like
Exons: 4
Coding region: 225-869 (214 amino acids)
Source: RefSeq, a predicted model, not a curated record
AUCAGUCGAUUGAUCUGUUUCCUCAACAUUGGAACAUUUUAUUUUUUAAAGUGUUGAUAUAAUUUGUAAAUUUAUUUAUUGAAUGUAUAUAAAAGUGGAUUUAUUUAUAAAUAAUAAUUACAUUGUUAAUAAAAAUAAAUUGCCAAGUGUUGAUGGAGAAACGUGAUCAUAUUAAAUAAUUAAUUUUAUUAAAUUAACAAUAUUUUAAAUUAUCAUCAAAGGUCAUGGAAAAUGCAACUACUAAUGCAUCAUCUUUAUUAACAAAAAUACUUGAAAAAGUUACAACUGAUGUUACAAAGCUAUUGUACAAUGUUACAAUGAAUGAAGAGUAUACAGGAUUUACAGAUGGAUUAAAUGAUACAACAACAGCAUCAACAACAUCAACAACAACAACAACAAAACCAACAACAAGAAAACAAACAACAACAACAUUAUUAUCAUCAACAUCAACAGUAGUAGCAACAACAACAAGACCAACAACAUCAACAACAACAACGACAUCAAUACCAUUUGAAUUAUUUAAAUUAAUAACAACAAAUGAGCCAGAUUAUGAUGUUAAUAAUAAUUCAACAACAAAUAAAUCAAUAUGUACAAAAUUAAUAACAACAUCAACAACAACAGAAAAACCAUUUGAUGAAUUUGGACCACCAGAAGGACUUGAGUAUAUAUUUGUACCACUUGGUGUUAUGAUAUUUGUCAUUAUACUAUCUGGUGUGGUAUUAAUUAUGUCAAGAAAACGUAAACUUGAAGUAUUGAAAAAUCGUUUAAUGCCAUUGUAUAAUUUAGAGCCUGGUGAUGAAGCUGAAGAUGAUUGGGAAACAGAAUUACUUGAUGAAACUUUAAGUGGACGACAAAGACGAAAAAAUUAAUUUUUUUUUAACAGCAGGGUUAUCAAACAAUGGAACAUGAAGAUAAUCAUGAAUUAUAUUCACAUUGACAAAAAAUAACUCGGAUAAGUGAACCGAGUUAUUAUGAUGAUAAUCCAAUGAAAAUACCAACGAGAUUUUUACCAGGUUCAAAUGAUAAUUGUAAAAAAAAUUAUACACGUAAAGAUAAUGAUAGCAAUGAAAUUGUUGAAUUACAAACAAUUAGUAAUGAUGAAGAACAAUGCUGACAGUGUUCACGUACCACAAAAAUAUAAAUAUUAUUUUUAUUUUUGUGGUAUUUACCAAAGAAAUAUAUAAUUAUUUUUUUAAAGCUGCAAUGAUUGGGACGGGGGGAGGUUUUAAUGGGCCAAAAACAUAAAAAUCGAAAUUAACGAAAUUAAAAAAAAAAAACAUAUAUAAAAAUGAUUAUGAAAAAUUUAAAAUUAAACAGAGAAAAAAAAAUAAUAAAUGAUAAUAUUUUGAGGAUAAAUUGAUAAUUAAAAAUUUAAUUUUUGAAAAAAAAACUACAGUGUAAUUUAAUUAGUAAAAUUAAUAUUUAAAAGGAUAGAAAUUUAAAAAUUUAGUAGAUUCUAAAAAUCGAAAUAAAUAUUAUAUUUAAAUUUGGCACUAAUUACAAUAAAUAAAAGUGCUUGGAAUUAUUAAAUUUUUUUGUGGUUUAAUUGAUGAUAAUAUCAGGUAGAAUUUUGAAGAUAAAUUUAGAUAUAAUUGCUCACGAUAAUUGCACAUUGCACAUGAAUUUAAAAAAAAAUAUUUUGCGAGUACCUAAAAUUGUUUUAAAACUUGCCAAAAGUUGCAGGUUUGUUAAAAUGAUUAUUCAAAUAAAAAUAAUAAAUCUAUAUUUAAAUAUAUUUAAUAAAAAUCAUUGACUUAAUAAAAUUGCAGAUAAUGACAAUCUGUCGUGUCAAUUUAUUUGAAAAAUAAAUAUUAGAAAAUUAAAAAAACAAAAGGCCUUUUUCUACUUGGCAAUUUGAGUUUGUCGAAAUGUCGAAAUUACUCUGCGAUAUCAUAGAAUAAAUUAGUAUUAAAAAAUAAUUAUAAUGACCGCCUGUGAUAGGAUCUCUUUCACUUGUUUUAUAAUUUAUAAAAAUUAUAUAUUUUUUUUUUUCUUAAAUUAAUUAUAAAUACUGUUAGAUAAUCAAUUUGACUUAAUUUUUUUCAGUAGCUUCCAAAGCAAUUAAUUCAAAUUAAAAAGUAUCCACAUUAAUUGUAGCUAUGCCUAAUAGAAAUUUAAAUAAAAAAAUAUAAUGUAUAUUAAUUUUCAAUUAAUAAAAUAUGGUUUUAAAAAAUUCAUUAAUUAAA